AUGAUUUUCAUAGUAAAGAUAUUCAAAAAAAGUCUAACUGUUUCUUAUUCUCUAAUAGAUUGGCGGGAUAAAGAUGUUGUAGUUCCAGUUAAAGAUCAAGGUCAUUGUGGAUCACUUUGGGCAUUCGCAGCAGUUGGUUCAAUUGAAAGUGCAUAUGCAAUUAAAACUGGCAAACUUGUUUCACUUUCUGAACAACAAUUAAUUGAUUGUUCUAUUUUACUUGAAAAUAUGGGUUGUUAUGGUGGAUUAACGACUGUAGCUUUCCAAUAUAUCCAAGAAGCUGGUGGUAUUCAAACUAGCGAUACUUAUCCAUAUAAAGCAAUUGAAAAUACAUGUACAUUUAAGACAUCAAAAGUUGUCUUUAGACUGUGUGGAUUUGUUAAAAUUUCGUAUGGAAGUGAAGCAACACUUCAACAAGCAGUUGCUUUACUUGGACUCGUAGCAGCUUCUGUUGAUGCUAGUCAGGAUUUAUUUCAGUUCUACAGAAGUGGCGUUUAUAAUGAGCCAGAUUGUUCACAAACUCAACUUGAUCAUAGUAUGCUUAUUGUUGGUUAUGGAAAUGAAUCGAGUAAAGAUUACUGGCUUUUGAAAAACAGUUGGGGUGCAGAAGGUUAUAUUAAAAUGACACGUAAUAAAAAUAAUCAAUGCAGCAUUGCUACGUCGGCUAGCUAUCCAAUUCUUUGCUAA
Adineta steineri is the source of this 687-nucleotide messenger RNA. Lineage: Eukaryota; Metazoa; Rotifera; Eurotatoria; Adinetida; Adinetidae. The record is from the annotation of a GenBank genome assembly.